AUGGGCUCCCUGUUGAGCAGCCUCUGGGGCAAGCCGGAGCCCCCGCCGCCCAUGGUGCUCGUGCCGCCGCUCUUCGACUACCCGCCCAUCGCCGCCCGCACCAGGAUGUCGGUGCCGGCGUAUGAGCUCAUGUUCGGGAAGCUCCCGCUGCGCAAUCUGUUUGAGGACUACUUCGAUAACGCGGGGACCAUAUCCUCCAGGAUCAUGCUCAAGCCGCUGGAAGAUCCCCACGUCGAUCUGGUCGCCAUCGUAUCUGCAGCUGGAGAUAAAGCUAGUGGAACAGAAGUAAAAGGAGACGCUCUUUUUCGCUGGCAGAAAUAUUUGUACGAUCCCCAUACCUUUGUGGACGUUCAAGUGUCGACUUCAGAACCCAUGCUGAAGCUGAGGUCAUGUGCUUACUUCCCUGAGUAUCGUCUUGGUGCAUUUGGGACAAUCCCUUUGCUAAUGGGAAACAGGCUGUCUUCUGAGGACUAUGCUGUCCUGGGUGUGAGAUAUGGUUCAGAGAAUCUAUCAAUUGGGGCGUCCUUUGUGCCAUUGCCUGAAUCUGCUGAGGUGCCAUAUGGAGCAUGGUUGGUUGGGAGAAAAGGGAGUUUAUGUGCAGGAGCGCAAUAUAAGCCACUUAGGGGAAACAAACAUCCUAUGCCAUACACGGACCCAAAGAACUGGAAUUAUGCAAUCGGUUAUGGUGUGGCCUCAACAAGCCCUCUCAGCCCUUCAUUCAAUUUUUCCCUAGAGCUUGCAAGAAAUACACAGCUUAUUGCAUCAUUCUAUCAGCACCUGGUUGUUCAAAGAAGAAUAAAAAACCCUUUUGAAGAUGAUCAGGUUGUUGGGAUCACAAACUACAUAGACUUGGGGUUUGAGUUGGCUACAGGGAUUGAUAAAAGUAAACCAGCAGAGAAUGGCAGCAACUCCUUGUUUCAGUUAGGUGCAAGCUGGCAAGCUAACAAGAACUUCCUGCUGAAGGGAAAGCUGGGUCCUUCCAAGUCGUCCGUAGCUCUGGCAUUCAAGUCAUGGUGGAGACCAUCCUUCACAUUUAGCGUCACAGCGGAGAACGACCACUCGAGGGGGACGACGUCGUACGGCUUUGGAAUCCGCGUCGAGGAUCUCAGGCAGCCCAGCUAUGAGCGGGCAGACCCCAACUACGUGAUGAUGUCGACGAACAAGGAGCACCUGGCGCCGGCCGCCCUGCGCGAGUUCGGGCAGCGGCCCAUGUUCCAGGCGGACGUGGACUCGGGCAACUUCGACCACCUGCCCACGGAGCUCAGGCCCAUGAGCAAGAUCAUCUAG
Molecule: messenger RNA, 1287 nt
Organism: Triticum turgidum subsp. durum (durum wheat)
Lineage: Eukaryota; Viridiplantae; Streptophyta; Magnoliopsida; Poales; Poaceae
Source: the annotation of a GenBank genome assembly